Molecule: messenger RNA, 909 nt
Organism: Xiphophorus maculatus (southern platyfish)
Lineage: Eukaryota; Metazoa; Chordata; Actinopteri; Cyprinodontiformes; Poeciliidae
Exons: 4
Coding region: 1-909 (302 amino acids)
Biological process (GO): cell surface receptor signaling pathway
Molecular function (GO): transmembrane signaling receptor activity
Source: RefSeq, a predicted model, not a curated record
AUGAAUCAGCCAUCAGUUUCCUCCUCUGCUACCUUCAACAUCCCUAAAGUGACUCUGGAUCAUGAUGGAGAAUUCAAGUGUCAGUAUGAGAAAAUGAUGUCAAGCCAAACAUUCACCUCCCCCUUCAGUAACUCUGUUCGUCUUAGAGUGAGUCUGGAGAGGCCCAUCAUUUCCCUGACAUCCCCAGAUGGAGGGUUGGUCUGGGGUCCAGGAGGAGCAGAGGUUACCAAGGGUUACGGCCUCUCCUUCACUUGCUCCAUUAACCCCAGAUAUCCUCAGGGAGAUUUCUCUCUCAUCUUCUCCGACUCCAACAUCACAGAAACCAGGCCAGCAGUCAACAACUCAGCCUCCUUUAACUUCCCAGCUGCUGAGUUUGAACACCAGGGCAACUACAGCUGUGUGUAUGAGGUUACCAUGGCUACACAGAGGUUCAGUUCUGAUGAGGCAGAACCCAUUAGUCUCAUCAUCAAAUCCUCUUCACUGCUGCUGGUUUCCUCAGUCUCCAGUGGAAUCCUGCUGCUGGUCCUGCUGGUGUCUCUAGCAGUCUGUCUGCGCUGCAGGAGGAAACUUUGCUCUAAACAGCCCAUACCGUCUGACCAAAACCAAAUGUAUUUCCAGCAGUUAAACACAAAAUACGACGAGAAUGAUCAGGACGACUAUGAAAAUAUUGAUGCAUUUCGCUCAGUAAAGGAACUGGAGAUGGAUGAAGAGUCAACAAGUGAUGAUGAUCAUGAUUAUGAAGAUGCAGACAUUAACUUAGGACAAGUCACUGUUGGUGUAGAAGAUCCUAGAGCAGCAGAACAAAGACCUGAAGAAGAUGAAAGCACAGAUGAUGAAGACGAUGACUAUGUGAAUGUUACCGAACCCUGGAAAGAUGACGUGGUGCAAAAUCAUGAAUAUGUGUAUUAA